AUGUAUCAGAAUGCUAUGCAACAAGUGAUAUCACAUCUGCUUUCUCAAGGACUUACCCCUGCACAGGCUCAGCAACAAGCCCAUGCCUAUGUUCAGCAGAACCUUCAACAACUAAUCUCUCAACAGCAACAUGCCCAGGGGCAGCACCAACAGGCAAUAUCACAACAGCAGCAACAAAGUGCAACUUUGCCUGAAUCUACCACAGAAGCCCAACGCAAAGUACAGCAACAGCCUGUCCAGCAGAUUCCAGCUGUUCAACCGGUAGCUACUUACGAAACGCAUCGUCUUAUUGCAGCCGGAGCAGGUGUUAUGCCCCAUCAUAUAAUGAAAGUGCCAAACCCAAAGUUUGAUCUUAAAUCAUUCAAGGCUCCUGUAACAAUGGUUCGUCAAGAUCCAUACAAGAUCCGUCAGGAACAAUAUCGUUUGGAUGCUAUCCGUCAAGGAAAAGAAUUCAAGGCUGCUGGUCGUGGAGACAAUCAGAUCGAUGGCAAUAUAGGGUUAGGUGGCAUCAACAUUAGUCUUGAUAAGGACAAGAUUGCACCGUUUGGAAAUGCUGCAAAGCAAAAGCAAAACCUAUUUAAAAAGAAAACUCGAACAUACUAUUUGAGUCGAGACCAUGAGGAUGCUGGAAAUAGUGAUCGUCUUGGAGAUACGGAUAUGAUUCUUACCAGCGUGAAUGCUCGUCACGGAGAUCCAGAUCGCCAUCCAUGGGUGCUGCAGGAUGAUGAUGAUCAAUACUACACUGGGAAUUUGGAAGGAUCUCAGGGGUCAAACUAUAUGCUUUUUGUUUUUGUGAAUGGAGGAUUCAAGGUCAUUCCUGCGACAAAAUUUUACAAAUUUAUGCCUAGGGUAAACUAUCGUACGUUGACGGUUGACGAGGCAGAAGAGCAGAUGAAAACCAAAACUAGAUCCAAGGUUUCAUCUCACUCUGAUCGAUGGGUCAUGCGAAACAAGGAGGGAAUAGAUGGCGAAAAAUCCAUGUCGCUCAUGGAUAAGCUUCGAAAUAAUAUUAUAGACGAUGAGCCCAAACAUGCUGUUGUAAAAACUAAAAGAGAGGCAGAGCCUGGACUUGAUUACACGGAGGAGUUUGCAGACGAUGAAGAAAUCAAUUUUGGUAUUGAUGAUGCCGAAGAUGCCAAAGAUGCUGCUCGUCGUAUGUUUGGUGAGGACAGGGCAAAUCAGCGAUUUGAGGACGAAGAAGAUGUGGAUGCUGAGCUUGACAAUUUACGCAAAGGGAAAGUAGCCAAGAACAGUCGUUUUACAAGUGCUUGGUAUCUUUUGGGAAUGCUAACUAUUCAACGUGUAUCUUCAUUGGAUUCAAAUUGCCAGAAAAUCGCCAAGAGUCUUGUUAAACAUGAAAAGAAUGAUGUAUACGAAAUGGAUGAAGAAAACCCUUAUGUCAGCGAUGAGGAGGAGGAUGAGGAGCUUAACGAAAUGGAAGAGCAAAAGGACGAAAAGGCAGCUCAACAGCAGGCCAUAGCAGCUAAGAAAGAAGCCGAUUUGAUUAUGAAGAUUCGUCGAGAUGUGUCUGGAUCAUCAACAAAGUUGCAACGAUCUGGAUCCAUUUCAGGCACACAGUCUCCGCGUGUAGCCUCACCUACAUCCCCAUCAUCACAGCCUUCUGCAACGUCCCCUUUAUCAAACACAUCCACAGCCAAUGGAAAAAACAGACCCAAAUCAGGUGGAUCUACCCCUGGACCUGCUUCAUCGUCAGAAAUCAAGAGAAGACGUGAAUCUAGUGUCAGUACUGGUAUGACUGGACAUAAUAGUCCGCCGCCGCCUCCUGCACCAGCACAAGUCAUUGCCCGAGAGCUCGAGAAACAAAAGGAGCAACGAAGCAAGAAGCGAGCGCGAAUGUCGAUUGCGAGCCAAGGAGAUGCACCAUCAAGUCCAUUCAAUCCAACACAGCAUCAGUCUAGUUCCAAACCUAGUAGUCGACCACAAUCCAGCUCGCCAGCCAGUCCGCACAAUUCGCAGGUUCGUCAGCCGACUCCACGCUCAAUCUCUCAUUCUUCGGCCGCUUCUCCUUCAGCCUUGUCUGUUCCUGGAUCGCCACCUCGUAGCGGUGAUAGUGAAAACACAGGAGCAGUAUUGACAGAAGAGCAUAUCAUUCGUGUGAUUCAAGCUAAAAAAGGAGCACCUAUUACGGUCAAGGACAUUGUUGCACAUGUACGCAAUUUUCUGCAAUCAAACCCUACUAACAAGGACCUUUUAAGACAGAUUAUGCGUCGUGUGGUGGUUCAUGACAAGGAAACUGGAAUUGUCACUUUGAAAGAUGAAUUCAAGGGUAAAUACUAA
Molecule: messenger RNA, 2298 nt
Organism: Batrachochytrium dendrobatidis JAM81
Lineage: Eukaryota; Fungi; Chytridiomycota; Chytridiomycetes; Rhizophydiales
Exons: 8
Coding region: 1-2298 (765 amino acids)
Biological process (GO): positive regulation of transcription elongation by RNA polymerase II; transcription initiation at RNA polymerase II promoter
Cellular component (GO): nucleus; transcription factor TFIIF complex
Molecular function (GO): RNA polymerase II general transcription initiation factor activity; TFIIF-class transcription factor complex binding; DNA binding
Source: RefSeq, a predicted model, not a curated record